GAGGAGAAGGCGGGCCAAUGUGGUGCAGUCUUGACGGUAGGCAGUUAGCGUAGGGCCUGGGCAUGAUGUGGCCGUCGCUCCAGCAGUGGGACCGCGCGUCUUCCCUCCCACCAGCAGCGAGCGAGCACGAGAAAAGCAGCAAUUUACGAGCGCUGCAAAUGUUACCGCACAUGAAACCCGGGCCGAGGAAAAAAUCUGCCAGCAGCCACAAAGCCUGGCCCUGCUUCGGCCUUCUUGCUCCGAUGUUCGCCCCCGGCUCGGCUCCUCCGAUUUAUCCGCUCCGUUCAAUUAUUGCGCCCGGCGAUUCUGCUCAUUGCUGCUGGUGUCACCACUGAGCUCAUCCUCUCUUCCGAGUGCUCUGCUCUGUGAUCAGUGUCUGCGUGGACUGCGGGUUUGGAGGGUCGAAGGUUACGAGUUUGAUAGGCGGGACUUGCGGAUGACAGUGCGCUGCUGGUGCUUGUAACUAUCUGCAAUCGAACAGGUUUCUUGGUCCGCUUGCGUUGAAUUGCUUCUCGGAGGAUUUUGGUGUACAGAUAUAUUCAACACACGUUUAUGUUUGUGUUUUUGGGAUGAGAUUUCUGAGGCAGGGCUCUGGAGGCCACCAGAGAUUCCUCCUCCUUGUCUGCAUGGAGCUUCGGUGAGCUCGAAUCGCUUUUGAAUCCGGCCUAGCCCAUCUAUUGCACGGCAGUGCCUUUCUUUGCGAUAGCCAUUAUGGCGCUAUUGGGUGCCGCAUGGUCAGGGGGCUGGUUCUGCGUGGAGACGAGCGGAGGGCCGUCAAAGAUUACAACCGAUGCUCGUUUGAAGAAAAACGUUUUGUUUGUGGCCGACCACUUGAAGACAGCUGCACUAUUCGGAAAUGUAAGAAGGGUAGCAUGUUUUUACUCUGAGAGUUGGGAUGUAAGGCUAGUUAGAAGUAACGCAGGUUUCUUUUCAAGACAGAACUGCCUGUGGCGACUGGGCAUUAGUUUCUAUCCAUCUUCACCGCCGAAGAAGUACCGGUUUAUUUCUCAAUCCACUCGCAGAGUUGCAAAGGGGGAUAAUUGGAGAAGCGAAUUUCGUGAGGCUACUGAGACCAGGAGCUUAAAGGUAUCCAAAUCUGUUAAUGCUCCUGCCAAUCUUACCAGCAACCCGCAAAAUGGUUGUAGUUCAGGGCUACCUAAGAUUGGACCCACAGUUGAAAAUGAUGAUCUUGAAGCGGCGAGGCUUCCAUUAGAUAAAACAUCUGGAGAACAUCGAAGUGGAGGUGAUGUGAAGGUAAUAGGCGUUGGCGCAAGGGCCUGUGCUAUCCUCAACUUCUGUCAGCAAACUUCUAUUCUCCCCUCGGCGCAAUUCUGGAUGUAUGGCUCUGAUUCAGCUCUUCAGAAUGUCCAGCUAUCUGAUCAUCUUGAAGAUUCACAAUUAUCUUCGGACGCUGCUGACUUGGCCGGAAAACAAAAUGAUCAAGUCAACCGGGACAAGAACUUGAAUACUCUUUAUCUCGUUCUUGGAGCUGGAACUGGCGCCGGAUUAGGAACUGCACCCAUGCAGCUGGCAGCUGCCAGGUCCAAGGGAUGGCUAGCGGUUGGCAUAUUUAUUCAACCCUUCAUGUUCGAAGGUCAAAAACGCUUAGAACAGGCAAAUCAGCUUGUUGAGAACUUGGUAGACUGCACAGACCUGGUUUUAGUGGUGGAGCAGGAUGCUCUCCUGAGGGGCGAGGCAGUAACUGUGUCAGACGCCACAGAGAUGGCCAACAAUGCAGUACUCAUGAGCAUCUCCGCCAUUUCUGAUAUUCAAUCGGGAAAGUUAGAUGUGAAUCUUGCUCCAGAAGACCCUAGCAGUACUGCAGAUGAUCGGAGAAAGUCGUUACAAAACACAGGAAAAGCAUGGCUUGGAUCAGGAAAGGGCCAUAAUCUGAGGGAAGCCAUAGAAAAGUCUCUUGGCGACUCUCCCGCUUUUGACAGUCCAUUUGUGGGAGGUAAGGUGUCAGUUAUCUGCGCCGUAGCGAGUGUAGUUGGGCAAACAAAAGAAGAAUUGAUUGAAGCUGAGUCGGUUUUACGGCAAAUGCUGGGCUCAGAAAUACAACUGAUUGCGAAAGCAAUAAUCAACCCCUCACUGGAGCAGGGUGUGAUCCUAGCUACGGUAAUUAUUAGAAGGGUGGAUAUUGGAAGCAAAUUACGAGGUGGAAACAUCGUUAAGAAUGUAAUUUCACUUUCGACUGAAGUCAGUGGAAGAGACACUCCAUCCAGGUUACAGUCAAGUGGAACCAUUGCCCCGACAGGUGUACGGAGUGCAUCUAGUGGUAGUCCAUCGCGUGAAAAUUUACAAGAAGGAGGCUUGCCGAAUAACUCUGUAUCCAAUGUUAGUAUGGAAGUAGCCAGAGAUAGCAGGUCUUUCAUACGGCAAGAAGCCAUCCGAGUUGAACCCCUGAAUGCAGAAAUCAACGCGGAGGAAAGUUCAAGCUCACUUAAGGAGAGUCGUAAGCAGCACAGUAGAUCUUCGGUGAAAAAGGCAACGGUUCGAUCCUACAGAACGACGACCAGAGAGGAGGUCAGGAAAGUUGACUCUAGACAAGGUUCACCCCAAGCACCUCUGGCUAGCUCAGCUAGUAAGAGGUCAUGGUUAGCGCUGGGUUGGGAAUCAGGUCCUAGCUCUGCUGUUGCAGAGGCAUGGGCUCAAGCGAGAGCUGAGGCAAGGAGACCUGCAAAGGUUGUACCCGUUUCGAAUGUGGCUUUACCAGUGGGGGUCAGGUUAAGGAAUGACAAACCUCAAGUUAGUCCAUUUGAAAACUAUGACUAUUCUGUAGAAGCGGACGGUACGGACCGGUGGGCAGCUAGAGAACCAGUCCCUGUAGAUCCUGAUGCAGUCCCCCGAAACAGGAUGAUGGAUAUGGGGCUAGGGGCUGUAAUGGAUAUGUAUAAUGCUGCUUCUGCUUUAGUACUGGGAAAGGAGACAACCGAUCAGAGGAAUAAGCCUUCUCUCACGCAACGGGCAUCGUCGAUGCUGGAGAGCGAACGAAGUCAAAAAAAACUUACGCCGAUGGUCGAAAUGGAGUUCAAAAAUGGCACCUACCGAGGUCGUUGCCUGACUGGGCUGCCUGAUGGCAAGGGACGGCUGACCUUCCCUGACGGUGGUUUUUAUGAUGGUCAAUGGAAGCAAGGUAAACGUGCCGGUGCUGGUGCGUUUUAUUAUGCAAACGGCGAUCUUUUCCAAGGUUCCUGGAAAGAUGACGUGAUGCACGGAAAGGGUUGGAUGUAUUAUCAUAAUGGAGAUAGGUUAUACGCGAAUUUCUGGAAGGGAAAGGCACAUGGUGAAGGUCGUUUUUAUGCCGCACAAGGGGACGUCUUUUUCGGUCAGUUUCGGGAAAACUGGCGUCAUGGAGAAUGUCUUCAUAUCGAAGCAUCAGGUGUUAGGUGGGCGGAGAUCUGGGAAAAUGGGAUAUUUAUUUCAAGGACACCUGAUGAUUCAUAACUGAUGGGGCAUCUGCACAUGGAUGCGGGAAUAGAAAGGUGCAUACAAGUAUCAAGGCUGCUGUUUCGGUCCUACAUCAUCUGUGGACUCUUUAGGGUCAUGAAGGAAGUGGUGACACAAAAUCCGACUUUUAUUGUUUAUGAGGUGCAAUAUUGACAAGAGUGUCAAUAUGAUCUGCGGAGGUGGAGCUUGAAUUGCUGCUGCCGUUGAGGAAAACAUGCAACAGAAGGCUACUGCUCGAGUUGUCAUGCAACAGAGGGAAAUCGUGUAAGGAACACUGGUUGAAAGCCAUCACAAUCUUUGAGUACAAGAUUCAUGGCAAUAGAUUAGCUUUAGCAAAAGAUGUUUUUAGUCCACAACUUGUGGCUGUCCACUAUUUCUACAACAUCAGAAAAAAACAAACUGCAGGCAGUCAUGCAGUUUGCUGCCUUAGAGAUCUUUUUCUCAGUUUCUACUUUCUUUCGGGGUUGUGCAGUACCCAAUAUUGUAGGGUGUGUGACCCUUUCAAUCUUCACAGAGUUAGCGUAGGUUAUGUAUAGAACGAGUUUCACUGAGGAAUGCAAUCCAGCGAAGUCAAGCUUGAAGAUGACCCAGGAGGCAAUGGUUGCUUAGUACUUGGGCUGUACCAGUGCGUUCUUUUGUGUGUAGAAAGAUGACAUGCUCCAAAUAGCACACUUCAAAAAGAUGACUCAUCAUAUGUACGCCUCAGUUUAUCCAGGUAAGUCGGCCAUUUACGUGUCUCUGGUUCGUGCAUCGAAUCUUGACAUCGCUGGGCCAGAAGACAUCACUGGCCUCUUAGCUGUCGUGACGUCUGGCAGGGAAAUUUCAAGUCGUGAGU
Marchantia polymorpha subsp. ruderalis is the source of this 4285-nucleotide messenger RNA. The record is from the annotation of a GenBank genome assembly. Lineage: Eukaryota; Viridiplantae; Streptophyta; Marchantiopsida; Marchantiales; Marchantiaceae.